AUGAGCUUCGGCGCUACUGAUCCUGUUGCUAUCAGCCAGAUGGCUAAGCACAUGCGUACAGUCUACCUCUCGGGUGGGUUAUCUGGCUUUAGCGAGAAUAAUUAUCCUGGCAUGGAUCAUGCAGACUACCCCUGGGAUACGGUACCCAAAGUCGUCGACAAGAUCUGCCGAGCCGAACUGUGGCAUGAUCAGAGACAGCAUCAAUACCGGAUGAGCCACUCACAGGAAGAACGAGGCGCGCUGGAGAAAUGGGACUACCUGAUGCCCAUCAUCGCAGAUGGUGACAUGGGGUUUGGUUCCUUGACAGCAACAAUGAAGUCCACCAAAGCUCUCGCUGAGUUCGGAUCCGCAGGCAUUCACAUCGACGAUUUGGCUAUCGGUCUGAAGAAGUUCACUAUCGGACAAGGGCGAACUGUAGUGCCUACAUCAGAAUACGUUGACCGAGUGAAAGCGGUCCGACUUCAAUUGGACAUCAUGCAGGCUGAGACAUUAAUAUUCGCGCGAUGCGACACAGAUCACGCAGAUUUCAUCACAUCGGUACUUGACCCACGCGACCACGAAUACGUGUUGGGGGCAACCAAUUUAGUUCGACCACUUCAAGAAGUCCUUGAAGAAGCUAUACAUUGCAGCAAAUCGGCGUUGGAGGCACGUGCGCAAUGGAUAUCCUGUGCCGGACUGAUGACUUUUGACGAGGCUGUGCAAUCGCAGUUCUCCCGCUGCGGCUUACUAGAAGAGGAUUUCAUCAAGUACAAGUCUCGCAUCGGCUACGGAAGCUCUCUUACAGCACGCCGCCAGGCAGCUAUUGAGAUUGCAGGCAUUGAAAUCACUUUCGAUUGGGACAUUCCGCGCUCCCGCAACGGCCAGUACAUGUUUCGACCAACAGUCAGGUCGAUCGUCGAGCGCGCUGUACUGGUCGCACCUCUCAGCGACCUCUCCUGGACGCGCAUGGACAGUCCCAACUAUCAUGAUAUCAAGGAAUAUCACCAAUCAAUGCUUAAACACUUCCCAGACCGCAUGUUUGCAUUCGCAUGGGGUGGAGAAUGGCCAUUUCCAGAAUCAGCGGGCUGGACUACCGAACGUCGAAAGAACGCGUCAGCACAAAUGGCGCGUGAGUAUGGUGUGGUAUGGCAGGUGCAGCCCAUGUACAUGAUUCAGGGCGUUAACAUGGAGAUUGAGCGGUCGGCGGAGAUGUGGUGCAAGGAGGGGAUAGGGGGCCACUUUGACAAAAUCCAGACGCCUGCAGUUUCAAGGACGCCCUGGAAGGUAGAUGGGUAUGAAAAGAUGAGCUGGUGCGGUGGUUAUCUCAGCGAUGCAUUUUUCAGUGCAGUUGCUGGAGAGGAGAUCGUGUAG
Messenger RNA from Cyphellophora attinorum, 1350 nucleotides. RefSeq names its product Mitochondrial 2-methylisocitrate lyase. Lineage: Eukaryota; Fungi; Ascomycota; Eurotiomycetes; Chaetothyriales; Cyphellophoraceae. The record is from RefSeq and is a predicted model, not a curated record. Gene Ontology annotation, molecular function: isocitrate lyase activity. The coding region runs from base 1 to 1350 and encodes 449 amino acids. Gene Ontology annotation, biological process: carboxylic acid metabolic process. The transcript has 2 exons.